Molecule: messenger RNA, 852 nt
Organism: Amaranthus tricolor (Joseph's coat)
Lineage: Eukaryota; Viridiplantae; Streptophyta; Magnoliopsida; Caryophyllales; Amaranthaceae
Product: cysteine-rich repeat secretory protein 38-like
Exons: 1
Coding region: 1-852 (283 amino acids)
Source: RefSeq, a predicted model, not a curated record
AUGGCAUGGGGGCUAUUUCUCCUUUUCUUUACCAUUAUAAGCCCAAUUAGCAAUCUCGCUAGCAAAACUGAUGAUUCCAUUAGCGAUUUUGCUAGAGUUUGCAACGAUAACUUAACUUUUAAAACCAAUUCCACAAAUUUAAACUUCGAAAACAAUGUGAAUUUACUCCUAUCAGUUCUUACUUCCGAGUCAUCUCAUUUACGACAUCCACCAUUAAAAUUUUUCAAUACUUCUGUGGGUAGAGUUUACGAAAGAGCUUAUGGUUCUUAUUUGUGUCGAAAUGAUUUAAGUUCUAAGCAAUGUCACAACUGUAUAGUAAACGUAACAAACUUUAUGUUCGAUCUAGAGUUUGGCUAUUCAGAUUGUAUAGGAUUUGAUUUCACCAUUCAAUGUAUAGUACGCUAUGCAAAAUCGUCGAAAUUUUCAUUAUACGAGGAAGGUUUUGGACUCACGUAUCAACCAAUUGGAAACAAUGUAACAAAUUAUAAAGAAUACAACAAGGUGUUGUUAGAUACAAUGCAAAGUCUUGUUGAAGAAGCUCGUUAUGGCAAUUGGACAAAGGCUAAUUUCACGACUAGAGAAGUUGAAGUCACAGGAUAUAAGGAGAAAAUAUAUGUACUUGUUCAAUGCACACCCGACAUUUCUGCUAUAAAUUGUAGUAAUUGUUUAAGCGAAUUAAGUUCACGUGUUCCUAAUUGUUGCAAUAAUUCUCAAGGUGGAGUUCUUGCCCAUGCUAAUUGCUUAAUGAAGUAUGAUAAUCGAUCUUUCUUUGGUGAAGCAUCAAGUAGUUUUAUGCCAACAUACAUCUAUGUGAGUUUCGUCUUGUUACUCAAUAUAUUCUCAUUUAUAUGA